This is a messenger RNA of Salvia hispanica, 1215 nucleotides long. Its product is annotated as interferon-activable protein. The record is from RefSeq and is a predicted model, not a curated record. Lineage: Eukaryota; Viridiplantae; Streptophyta; Magnoliopsida; Lamiales; Lamiaceae.
AAGGCGGUGUUGAUCGAUAAUCAUUCUGCAAAUUGGGAUCCCCACUCUCGCCGCUGAGAUACAAUUUCGUUGCCGAUUGAUUCACUCAUACUGCAAUUGAAUGGAGGUAGCAAUUAUCGAUUGGAAAACCAUCGAUUCGAGAGUAGUGAUCGACGAUUUGUAUGAACACAUCAAUGCUCCAAAAUGGGUUGAUUUGACCGCCCAGGAUGAUCCCGUUGAUGAUGAAGCCUGGUUCUGCCGCCCAGAUUGCGAUCACCCCAAGAAAGUUGAAGACUUCUUCAAUCAGAAAGACAUCACUCCUCUCUCCAGUUCCAAAGCCAAGAUUCAAAGAUCAGCUAGUGUUUCCGAUAUUCCUGCUUAUCAACGAGGCAACAGAGAUGCAACGCUGAAGAAGAGAGGGACGAAUCAGCCUUUCGGAUUAGUAGCCGAAGAUGCUGAGAAUCAAGAUCCCAAUUUCUCAACCCCCUUGCAACACAAGGCUCGGUUUGGAAAGGCUGCAACCAAGUCAAGCGCUAACAAGAAAGAAGAUAGCUAUGCUAACGAGGGAGCACCGAAGCUGAGAAGCACUUUGUCUGCGAGGAAUCUGUUCUCGGGCACGGAUUUGCUGAGUAAAGUUUCCGAGUUCUGCAAUGAGCUGAAGAAAUUGACUACGAGGGCUCAAGAUAAGGAGAGCGCGGAGAAUCACACAGAAGAAACAAGUGUUGGGAUUCUGAGCGAAAGGAAGCCGUUGCUGGAGACGGGCGGUUCCAAGGGGAGGCUGAGAAGGAAGAAGAGAAACGAAGAUGGAGAGAACACCCCGAUUACUGUGGACGUGAACAGAAUCAAACACCUUGAUGCCGAGGGCAAGCUGCCAAUCCGCACUUGUCCUCCCACUCCACAGUGCUUUUCCGCGACGCCCAAGCCUCUCCGGCCGAGGCCUAUGGAGAGAGGAGUUUUGAAGGAUUUGAAGCAGAUGGAGAAGGAAGUAAUGAAGAGCAGCAACCAUGGAGGAGGAGAGAUUUCUGAGAAAGAAGCAAGAUCUUUGGAUGUUUUCUGGUUCCUAAAACCUUGCACUCUAUCAAGUUAAUACACACAACAAAUAUGCACAAAUAAUCACAAUUCUUUCAUUCUUUCCAUUUUUUAAUCAUUCGUGUGGAAUGAAAACAUUUACUUAUUGUAAUCCUUCUUGACCAAAAUUAGCAUUCUCUAUAUAAAAGUUGAAUUUUCUUUUAUGGA